Aphanomyces invadans is the source of this 851-nucleotide messenger RNA. RefSeq lists its product as hypothetical. Gene Ontology annotation, cellular component: eukaryotic translation initiation factor 4F complex. Gene Ontology annotation, molecular function: translation initiation factor activity; RNA 7-methylguanosine cap binding. NCBI's taxonomy places the organism in Eukaryota, Oomycota, Saprolegniomycetes, Saprolegniales, Verrucalvaceae. The record is from RefSeq and is a predicted model, not a curated record. The coding region runs from base 67 to 675 and encodes 202 amino acids. The transcript has 7 exons. Gene Ontology annotation, biological process: translational initiation.
CGUGGAUUGGUUGGUGGGCGGACGCAUAAUCCAACGUCAAGCAAUUGUCGGCGCGGCGUCGGGACCAUGGCCCACGAGGACAAGAAAGAGCACCCCGUGGUGGAGGAGCAUCAAUUGCAAACUGGAUGGAGUUUGUGGUUUGACAAGAAGAUGCCCAAACGGACCGAUGUGAGCACAUACCAAUCCAACUUGCAAAAGAUCGCCAACUUCAACACGGUCGAAGACUUUUGGCGUCACUACAUUCACGUGAAGCGCCCGUCGCAACUGGCCAAGGACACCAACUUGUACUUGUUUCGCGACCAGCCCAACUGCGCGCCCAUGUGGGAGGCGUUCCCGAACGGCGGGUGCUGGAUCUUGAAGAUCAAGAAGAAGGCCAACGUGCUCGGGAAGAUGUGGCAAGAUUUGCUCUUUGCCGUGAUCGGCGAAGCGUUUGAAACGUUGAACGUGGUUGGGAUUGCCAUGGCUCUGCGAUCCAAAGAAGACAUGAUCUCGGUCUGGAAUGCGGACAAUUCGGACGACAACAUUCGGUUCGCCAUUGGGGAAAAGCUCAAGGAGAUUCUCAUGCUCGACUCCAACACGUUGAUCGAGUACAAGUUUCACGCCAACUCGAUCCGUGACAUGUCGACGUUCCGCAAUGCCAAGCCGUACGUGUUUGCUGCUUCGCCGUCCCCUUAAGAAGACAGAGCGGUCCAAACUGGAGCAAAAGCGAUCCAAAUCCUUCGCCACUCACAAGUGUAGUUAAGGUGUGUGCCGCCACGCGCAGGGUAGCCUUGGGCCCCGUAGAGAUAAAAAAGAUCACCUGAACAACCAUCGAACGUGUCAGAUCGAAUCUUGGUCUGUGUACUUGAAUC